GCUGUUCAUCUGAGAUUAGCUCGCAACUAUCAUGACCAUGGGGAGGAUCAUCUUCUACGAGGACAGGAACUUCCAGGGCCGCUCAUAUGAGACCAGCAGCGACUGCCCGGAGCUCACCUCCUACCUGAGCAGGUGCAACUCCUGCAGGGUGGAGAGCGGCCUCUUCAUGGUUUAUGAGAAGCCCAACUUCAUGGGCCACCAGAUGCUGGUGAGGCGGGGCGAGUAUCCCGACAACCAGCGCCUGAUGGGGAUGAGCAUGAGCGACUGCAUCCGCUCCUCCCGCAUGAUCCCCCUGCACCGCGGACCCUUCAGGAUGAGGAUCUACGAGCGCGAGAACUUCGGCGGCCAGAUGCACGAGCUGAUGGACGACUGCGACAACAUGCUGGACCGCUUCCGCAUGUCGGAGUGCCAGUCCUGCAACGUGAUGGACGGCCACUGGCUGAUGUUCGAGCAGCCCAGCUACCGGGGCCGCAUGCUGUACCUGAGGCCCGGGGAGUACAGGAACCUGCGGGACGUGGGCAUGAGCAGCCUGACCAGGUUCAGCUCCAUCCGCCGCAUCAUGGACUCCUGCUAG
Molecule: messenger RNA, 574 nt
Organism: Salarias fasciatus (jewelled blenny)
Lineage: Eukaryota; Metazoa; Chordata; Actinopteri; Blenniiformes; Blenniidae
Product: gamma-crystallin M3-like
Exons: 3
Coding region: 32-574 (180 amino acids)
Biological process (GO): visual perception; lens development in camera-type eye
Molecular function (GO): structural constituent of eye lens
Source: RefSeq, a predicted model, not a curated record